Messenger RNA from Patiria miniata (bat star), 2434 nucleotides. Its product is annotated as rRNA-processing protein FCF1 homolog. Bases 16 to 708 code for a protein of 230 amino acids. The record is from RefSeq and is a predicted model, not a curated record. Gene Ontology annotation, cellular component: small-subunit processome; nucleolus. The transcript is spliced from 6 exons. NCBI's taxonomy places the organism in Eukaryota, Metazoa, Echinodermata, Asteroidea, Valvatida, Asterinidae.
CCCAAUCACUCAUCCAUGACAUGCUUCCAUGUCUUAAUAAUUCCUCACACAAUCUACUUGUGGUCUGGGCCUCUGCGCCUCCAGGUAUCCAACACUCGACUCAAGGGGAAGGACAAAAGAACCAAGAAAUAUGCUGCCAUGAAACGAAUGAUAUCUUUGCGUGAUGCCAGAAUACAGGACAAGGACAGACAGAAGAAGAAAGCACCGCCCAAAUGGAAGCAAGAUAAAGAAGCAAAGAUCAAGGAACGCGAGGUCCCCCAGUACUCCUCAGCGCUCUUCUUCAAGUACAACACACAGCUGGGACCGCCGUACUACGUGCUGGUGGAUACCAACUUUGUCAAUUUCUCCAUCAAGAACAAAAUUGACCUGGUCCAGGGAAUGAUGGACUGCCUCUAUGCAAAAUGUAUUCCAUGCAUAACAGACUGUGUGAUGGCUGAGAUUGAGAAACUAGGUAGGAAAUACAACGUCGCUCUGCGGACGGUGAAAGACGAGAGAUUUGAACGAUUACCCUGUUUGCAUCAGGGGACGUAUGCCGACGACUGCCUUGUACAGAGAGUAACACAGCACAAGUGUUACAUUGUUGCGACCUGUGACCGAGACCUCAAGAGGAGAAUACGAAAAAUCCCCGGAGUGCCCAUCAUGUUCCUCUCACAGAAAAGAUACACUAUUGAGCGGAUGCCUGAUGCCUUUGGAGCUCCUAAAUUGUGAUACCAACCGGGGCCACCAAAUACAUGCCAUGUCAUGCUGGUCCAGUGGACCAAUCUGGUUGGAGUGUCUUCGGCAAGAAACAUCUUGUAAGGAGACCAACUGCAUGAUCGAUCUGCAUGUAUAUUCCUACAUGCCUACAUUAAACUCAGUGGGACCAACCAAGGCUGUUGGUGCUAGCCGGUCAGUUGUCAAGGAAUGCUGUUAUGGAAGCGUCAAGGAUUGUAUGUGGAUGACAGAUAUGCACAUUGAGGGCGGUACAGUUUAGUUUUGUAAGCAUGGGCUCACAAGCGGCCAACUACAUGUAUGUGUUGCCGUCAACUGCAGUCAACUCCUUAAAAAAAAAGACUUACAACUUUCAUCAUAUACAUGAACUUGUAUCACGGCAGAUGAUAAUGGAAGUAUGAUCAAACUUUGUGUUGAAAAGAAUAGCAGCAGAGUAUGCACCUCACUUCAUUCUUCAUGUUACAUUUGUAUUUUUUAACCAGGAGAAAUGAAUUUCAACAGCAUGAACAUGCCAAAUAAGCCCUUAUUUAUCCCCUUAUCAGCCAGUAUAUAACACCAUAGUACACAAAAUAUAUUGACUCCUUCGAGUGGUAUAGUAUAGCUAGCCCUCUGAGGUAAUCCACGGAGCAUUCUUUUUUCCCAUGGCAAAGCCGAGGGAAAAUAGAAUGCUCCGUGGAUCACCGAACUAGGCUAGUUUCACUACACCACGAGAUAAAGCAGUCGAUAUUCGUUUUAUAACACCUCGCCCACAGAUUCUGCUUUUUUUUAAUAGAUAACUGAUUAAUUUAAUCUAAAUACAAUUGAAAUGGACUUCUAUUUCAAUACAAAAUUAGUUGAAACUUUACUUGAGCCUUUCCAGAUCACCCUGUCACAAAAUGUUUGAACCCAUGCUCUGUAGCGUUAGCGCUUGAGAAACAGGACCGCGCAACAGGACCACCCGUAUGCAUUUGAACAUACCGGUAGUACUGGUUAUUAUGCGUAUAGUACUUUGGUUGAUAUCCGUAUAGUACUUUGGUUGCUAUGUAUAUAAGUACUUUUGUUGCUGUGCGUAUAGCAAAAAUAGCGAAUACCAUGUGGCUCUCUCCGCCAAUCAAGAUACAGAAUCUGUGGGCGGGGUGUUAUAAUAUUAUAUCACAAUGUUACCCAUACAUAAGUGUGUAUAUUGAUAUAGGACUGAAACUGAUCGAACUAAGGCUAUGAAAUACAUCCUCAAUUCAGAACAUGUAGUUUUCACUUUCAUUUUUAAAGCCAUGAACCAUUUCAUAUAACCGGAUGUCUCAAAUGCACAUAUGCAAUAAAUUGCACAUAUGCAUUGACAUUGUAUGAUGUACCUGUUUUGUUUUAUUUUGGAUGGAUUCUUCAUGUGGCAAAGAAAUUGAUAGAUAAAUGUAACAAUCACGGCUAUGGCAUUGUUUAUGUGGCAGUAAUUUUCUCUUGAGAGUUGAGAGAGUAGCGUUCCAGAAUCUUAGAUCCAAAUAGAGUUUGGAUUCAGACUGGCAAACUUUAUUUACCGGCACUGUCAAAGUUGUUUUCCCCAUUGACUAGACCUGAAGUCUUUCCAACAACUGCUGAUGUGGGCCCCUUCAAACAGAACUUUGAUGUUUUGUAAUUCAAAUUUUGGGAUAGUUUUGUAGCAACGCCACUCUGGAACGCCAGUUGGAAACAUGUAUGUUUGUUUUUCCUUCUCAGAAUAACACAAUUCACAACAGGAUUUAUUGCCAAA